AUGUUUCAUGAAUUCUUUGCCCAAAACACCUUGCUCAUUUAUCACGGUCUGGACGCCUACCGGGCACCAACUCCGGCCCCAUGGCGUAUGUUUGUGGCCUACGCACAAAACAUUAAUUGCUGGCUAUUAGGCCUGAGAUGUGCCCUGUUAAUUAUGGCAACAUCUGGUAACGAUCCCGAUUGGGAUACAUUGAAUUUGGGCGACACUGAGGAACAGCAGUAUGUUGUUCAUGAGGAACCUGAAGAGGAAGAAUUUCGCAAAAUUAUUGUUUAUGAUAUGAAAAGUAAAAAUAAAAUCAAUCAUCAAAUUGACUCGCUUCAGGUAACAUUCGAGUCAUGUGAAAAUGUGUUCAAAGCCGUCUAUGAUGUGCUCCGCUUCUUACCUAAUUUGGAUAAUCCAAAUUCAGAUUACUGGAAGAAAGAGGUUAUCCCAAACCUGAGUGCUUGUCUUAAACAACAUAUCGAGGCCAGAAUAUUCUUUUAUGAAGCGUUUGGCACUAUUAAUGAUCUUAGGAAUACAAUGUCUACAGCAGCGCGAGUUAUCAAGCAGUCGAAAGUGACCCCUCUGCUGUUGAAACUGCACAAACAUAUGUGCGCGAGAUGUUAA
Messenger RNA from Oppiella nova, 606 nucleotides. The record is from the annotation of a GenBank genome assembly. Lineage: Eukaryota; Metazoa; Arthropoda; Arachnida; Sarcoptiformes; Oppiidae.